Messenger RNA from Nymphalis io (European peacock), 2044 nucleotides. RefSeq names its product tRNA N6-adenosine threonylcarbamoyltransferase (gene Tcs3). The transcript is spliced from 6 exons. Gene Ontology annotation, cellular component: cytoplasm; EKC/KEOPS complex. Gene Ontology annotation, biological process: tRNA threonylcarbamoyladenosine modification. The coding region runs from base 67 to 1071 and encodes 334 amino acids. The record is from RefSeq and is a predicted model, not a curated record. NCBI's taxonomy places the organism in Eukaryota, Metazoa, Arthropoda, Insecta, Lepidoptera, Nymphalidae.
UGUUAUGAUUAUUUUGUAAAUAUAGAACAGCGUGUUAAAGUGAAAAAUACAAUCUUAAUUCAGAAAAUGGUUAUAGCAAUAGGAUUCGAAGGAAGUGCAAAUAAACUUGGAAUAGGUAUAGUGAAAGAUGGUGAAAUACUUGCAAAUUGCCGACGAACAUAUAUCACGCCGCCAGGUGAAGGUUUUCUGCCUAGAGAAACAGCAGAACACCAUCAACAGAACAUUCAUGAGGUUCUUCAGGAAGCACUAGGACAAUCGGGGAUAAAACCUGAGGAAAUAGAUGUUGUCUGUUAUACGAAGGGCCCAGGAAUGGGGGCACCACUAAUGGUGUGUGCUAUUGUAGCUAGAACAUGCGCUAAACUGUGGAACAAACCAAUUCUUGGUGUCAAUCAUUGCAUUGGACAUAUUGAAAUGGGUAGACUGAUUACAAAAGCAAAUAAUCCAACAGUUUUGUAUGUUAGCGGUGGAAAUACACAGGUUAUAGCUUAUUCUAGACAGAGGUACAGGAUAUUCGGAGAGACAAUAGAUAUUGCUGUUGGCAAUUGUCUAGAUAGAUUUGCAAGGGUAUUAAAAUUAUCUAAUGCACCCAGUCCCGGCUACAAUAUUGAGCAAAUGGCUAAAAAGGGGAAAAAAUAUUUACAUUUGCCGUAUUGUGUUAAAGGUAUGGAUGUAAGUUUCUCAGGAAUAUUAUCAUUUAUGGAAGACAGAAUAGAUGAAUUAUUAAAGGAAUAUACACCAGAAGAUCUGUGCUAUUCGUUACAAGAAACUGUAUUUGCAAUGCUGGUUGAAAUAACUGAGAGAGCAAUGGCUCACUGUGGAUCAGAUGAGGUCUUAAUAGUAGGAGGAGUUGGAUGUAAUGAACACUUGCAAGAAAUGAUGGGAGUGAUGUGUUCAGAGAGAGGUGCAAAAAUAUUCGCAACUGAUGAAAGAUUCUGCAUAGAUAAUGGAGUUAUGAUAGCACAUGCGGGUGUAAUUGCAUAUGCAGCAGGCACUCGUAUGGACUUUAAAGAUACUACCAUAACUCAGAGAUAUCGAACAGAUGACGUAUUAGUUACUUGGAGAGAUGAUUAAAAACUUAUUUAGUCAGGUUUUUUUUUUAUUGAAUAGAGAAAUUUAGAGGAAAAUGUGUUAUCUCUAAAUAUCUAUUAAAAAUAACUUAAGCGUAAAAGCAUCAUAUCAGAGAUUCAAAGAAGAGUUGAUGCAAUACAUAUAUUUUUUUAAAUUUCUCAAUAGUUUCAAAUUCAGCAGAGAUAGUAGUAAAAUAAAACCAAUAGAUUCUAAAUCAACCAUUAUAAUAGUGUUCAAAACAAAGAACUCAAUUUAAACAUAUGAUUCUUACAUGCAACAAAUAACAUUUAAAAAUAAAAAAAAUAUGGAAUUAUUUUAGCGAAUUAAAUAAAAUAUGUUUAUUACUUUGCAUUCAUUAAUAGUAAACUUAAUAGGUAAUUAUUUAUUGUCUUAGUAAAAAACCUAAUAAAAAAUUUACAAUAAAUUUAAAUGUUUAUACACUGUAAUUUGGAUCAUAAAUAAUAAAUGUUCAUUUUGAACUAUUACUAAUUUUAUAGACCAUAAAAUAACAAAAGCUGCAGUGUAAACACAGCCUCAUUAAAUACCUUAAACAAAAUUAUACUCUUAAUGUAUAAUUUACAAAUACAUUCUGCUUAGACUUGAUGAUUUUUUUUUUAUUUUUGAUUGAUAUUAAAUAAUAACUAUAGUAUUCAUUUGUAAAUAAACAUAAUAAAAAUUUUGGCACUUAAAUCUGGCUAGUAAUUUUGGCUAAAUAAAACUUUAAAUACAUUGGGAUUGUAACAAAGUAUGUUUCAGAUAAAAAAUAAAUAGAUAACUUCGAAGUAGAAAAAACUUUUUACUUAAAUAAGCAAUGUGGUGAAAUUAAAAAAAAACUUCAAAUAUAAGACCUUAAAACCUUUGUACUACACUCGUUUUUAGGUUGAUGUCUUAUAAAUAUCUUAUUCUUCUAGUCACAAUUUAAUUUCAUAAGCUGUUAGUUCCAUGUAAUCCUGUGUACAUUAUAAUCCAUGUUACC